Molecule: messenger RNA, 1047 nt
Organism: Penicillium coprophilum
Lineage: Eukaryota; Fungi; Ascomycota; Eurotiomycetes; Eurotiales; Aspergillaceae
Exons: 1
Coding region: 1-1047 (348 amino acids)
Source: RefSeq, a predicted model, not a curated record
AUGUUGAUCAUCGUAUUGAUAAUACUCUUUGCUCUGUACGGCCCAGCACACGCUCAUUCUUGGGUGGAAGAGCUCACACUCAUUGCCCCAAAUGGAACAUUCGUCGGCACUCCGGGAUAUGCUCGAGGAAACUACUUGCGUACGGAAUCUGGCUUUAGUGACACUGCCAUGACCUACUUGAUACCGCCCAGCACAAGGGAAAAUGUUACUCAGAUUCUCCCUACCGAUAAAAUGUGCAAGGACACCCAGCAGGAUCAAACUCAGUCAGAGGGAAGCCCUCGGCUUCAAGCCAGCGCCGGGGCGGCGAUCGCCCUCCGUUUCCAGGAGAAUGGUCAUGUCACGCUUCCUCAUACCCAGCCCGGGAAGCCCGCGAACCGGGGAACCGUUUAUGUCUAUGGCACCACACAACCCAAGACAGGCGAAAAAUUUCUUGAUGUCCAUGGAGCCUGGACCCAAGAUGGUACGGGAGGCGAUGGGCGCGGGGUACUCCUGUCAGUUCAAAAUUACGACGACGGGCGUUGCUACCAGGUCAAUUCGGGAGAAAUCUCAGGGACUCGGCAAGCGAAGUACACGCACACAACAGACCCGAGGAUGGGAGCAGACCUCUGGUGCCAGCAAGAUAUUCAACUACCUUCCGAUGCUCCUAGUGGUAAGCCGUACACACUCUACUGGGUGUGGGACUGGCCCACUGCCGCGGAUGUUGAUUCCACAUAUCCCAAUGGAAAGGCCGAGGUCUAUACAACUUGUAUGGAUGUGGAUUUGGUGAACGUGGUCAGCAAGCAGGCAAUCAAGAGUGAUUAUGAGAUUGACCAAGAUCUUAACAAUGCUGCAAUCCCUUCGCAGUUCGACGCACUCGGCCGUCCGAUAUCCUCUCAGUCAAUCACAUUUGCCACAUCGUUAGCUGCGACAGGGGUUCCAAUGUUCUCUCAGCCAGCCACAUUUGCCACAUCCUUAGCUGCGACAGGAGUUGAGCCCAAAACAGUCACAGUGACAGACUGGGUGAUCAGCACAAGCACAGUAUUUAUGGCGGGGAGCCAACCCACUUAA